Molecule: messenger RNA, 1045 nt
Organism: Prorocentrum cordatum
Lineage: Eukaryota; Dinophyceae; Prorocentrales; Prorocentraceae
Source: the annotation of a GenBank genome assembly
GACCAUGUUCGAGGCCCUGGUGGAGAUGCCCAGUAAGAAGACUUGGUAUUUGUACGGUGCUGCAGAGCGGUUCUGCCCUGUGCCGCGUUGGUGGCACCCGGACGGGGUGAACUUGAGCUGGUAUGUAUUCGACCGUGGUGAGAAGGGUUCGCUCUCGAGGUGCAUGCGGCGGCGGCAUCUCCAAGAUCUCGCGGGCAUUCCCGAUCCCGCUGCUCGUCAUCGAGCCUCGUUGCUGGAUUGGGUAAUGGAUUCGGCGUGUGCCGACCAUGACGUGCAGAAUGCUCUGUGUGUCAGCUGCUCAUUUGGCAUCGACGGCAAGGACGCGAUGUACAAUAACAUAUUCAAGGCCAUCCGGUCCGCUAGGGACACACUCGACACGCUCAUGGAAACCUUGCCGGAGUGGCUGCGGGACCUUCAGGUGUCCGCGGGCCCCUACGACAUGGACGCCGUCCGCGAGUUGUGGUUGGCCAUGGGCGCCAAACCGCACAUUGCCGAGCCAGGCGCGGGCGAGUGGUACUCUCAUUGCUAUGACCUGCUGGACCCUGUUGCGCGGCGUUUCGUCUGCAAGACGGCCCUCGCGUCGCACGCGACCGACCGCAUGCACGCGCUGUUGCUGAAGGACGACCGCGUCGCGAAGAACCCGGCGAAGUUCGUCGACGCUGUCCACUCGGGUAUCCAGUACUUGCACGCGUUGCAUCCAUGGGUACUUCAAAGGCUUGCGAUGCACGUCGAAGGCUUGGGCGCCGAGGCUUUGGAGAGCGAUGUCUACCGAAGUUCUUAUCAUGCCGCAGCCUACGUGGACAGGAAAGUGUUUGCCGUUCUGCGGAAGCCUAUUUUCGAGGUCUGCUGCGGCGACGUCGCCGAGAAGUGCGCCGCCCUCCAGCCCUCGGAGGUUGCCGUCCCGCCAGAUCCCAUCCUCGCGAAGGUUCAGGCUUUGCUGCGCCUCGGCUACCCCAUGGCGUGCGUCGAGCAGGCCUUCGACCUGAUGCGGGAGGCCCCGUGGAGCAUUUUGCGGUGGGAGCAGAUGCACGGCGCUGGAGCAUAA